Angiostrongylus costaricensis is the source of this 627-nucleotide messenger RNA. NCBI's taxonomy places the organism in Eukaryota, Metazoa, Nematoda, Chromadorea, Rhabditida, Metastrongylidae. The record is from the annotation of a GenBank genome assembly.
AUGCUUAUUCUCCUGAUCUUCUCUAUGAUUACUCCGGCGACGUGCCAGUUGAACUCGAGACUUCAACCUCUUCCUAGCGGCAUGCUCAAAUCACAUGUAAACUCAAGAACGUUUCGAAGACCAGUUGGACGUGUUAAAGCCGCCACUUUUGCUGUGCCGAAUUCUUUCCCGAACGUACGAUGGAACCACCCUAUACAGAACCUGCAACAACGAAGCGCCAUAGAUAAAAAAGCUGUGGAUAACUUUGGAAUGAAGAAUGGUGCAUCAAUCCUAGCAGGAAAUAUGUCAAUCGAAUUCAUAAAGGAAAUAUCGGAAUACCUUUACGAUCUGAUAACCGAUACAUCUUCAUCACAACGUCAUAAGUCGCGGACACGAAGUAAUUCUAUCAGGAGUAGCGAGGUAAUGGAUUACGAGGACCAGACCAGAUUUUUAGAGGCCAUGAAUCGGUCACGCAGCCUUAGCAUGGCCGUAGUGCAUUCGCAUAGAACAAGGUUGAAUACGGCAUCGAUAGCCCGUCAAAAUGACGCUGUUCUGACUGGAAUGAGCAGAAGGAGGGCGAAUUUCACGGGUAAGAGGAUUCUGGUUCGUAGUGAUCGCAGACGGUAUCGCUUAUAUGGUAUAGCAUGA